Molecule: messenger RNA, 5708 nt
Organism: Betta splendens (Siamese fighting fish)
Lineage: Eukaryota; Metazoa; Chordata; Actinopteri; Anabantiformes; Osphronemidae
Product: myosin phosphatase Rho-interacting protein-like
Exons: 22
Coding region: 172-5070 (1632 amino acids)
Biological process (GO): actin filament organization
Cellular component (GO): actin cytoskeleton
Molecular function (GO): actin filament binding
Source: RefSeq, a predicted model, not a curated record
AUGUUGGUUGCAGUAGUGUCGUAGGAGGCGACCAUGACGACAGAAGUCAACAGAUUUUCAGUGUUUGACAGAUGUUCGUUCAAGACAAGCCGCUUCAUUCAAUGCCGAAGAAAAGGAGACGACGACAGCACUGUGUCUUUGGAUUAUUUACCGCCGACUGAAAACUGAAACAUGUCAGCGGAAAAGGCGACGAGCCCCUGUAACAAAUUUCAAGCUAACAUUUUUAAUAAGAGUAAAUGCCAAAACUGCUUCAAGUCCCGGGAACUGCAUCUGCUCAACGACCGAGACAUGGAACAGGCCAAACCGAUCUAUGGAGGAUGGCUUUGUUUGGCACCUGAGGGCACAGACUUUGACAACCCGAUGCAAAGGUCAAGGAAAUGGCAGCGGCGCUUCUUUAUCCUUUACGAACACGGCAGCCUGAGCUUUGCCCUGGAUGAACUGCCUAGCACUUUGCCUCAGGGGACGCUGAACAUGAACCUCUGUACAGACAUCACAGACGCUGAGCCCAGGACGGCCCAGAGAAAUGCCCUUUGCAUUGUCACACCAGAGCAGGAAAUAUUCAUCCGGGGCGACAACAAAGAGAUCAUUAAUGGAUGGAGUGAACAGCUAUCUGUCUACCUGCGGAUUAACAAACAAAACCUGAAGAAAAAGCGCAAAGUGGAGCCAGUGGCCACUCAGGAGCCCAGUCCCGCAAAAAUGGCUGCAACAGAUUCAAAUCUUACAUUCUGUGAGAGCUCUACCAUCUCCAGUCACUGUAUAGAAGACCAACAGAGCAGGAGACCGGAUGUAACCUCCGUCUGGACUGUCACUGAUCCCCCAGGCCUAGAACAGACCCCUGCAGGCAAAUCAUCAUCUUACCUGCCAGUGUCAGUAUCCAAGGAAGCUGUGCCCUUGAAUGGUGGCAGCAGCUUUAGUAGCUCUGUUUUGGACUUGCCGCUUGAUGAAAACAACAGUAUGCAUACACCAGCAAAUGAAAAGGACCAGCGCAUGAGCAUUGGCAGCACAGCAGAGAGGAUUCUGGGGUCAGAGGUCACAGUGACAGAGCAGGAAGAGGAAGCAGCACUUUCAAGGAAGAGCAGGAGUGAAGCUCGCACCAGCAAGCGAGAGAAACUGCAGUCAUGUGGUGACAUAUCCCAGCUCAGCGUUCACCAUCCUCACAGAAGAGCUAAGUCUCUUGACGGUAGAACAUCAGACAAUGUAAUGACGCCAGAUUUAUUAAACUUCAAAAAAGGCUGGAUGGUAAAACUAGAUGAAAAUGAUCAGUGGAAAAAAUACUGGUUUGUGCUCUCCACCGACAGUCUAAGAUACUACAAAGACUCUGUAGCAGAGGAGGCAUCACAUGUUGAGGGAGAAAUUGACCUGACAAAGUGCCAUAAUGUGUCUGAGUACCAGGUGCAGAGGAACUACGGUUUUCAGAUCAAUACCUCGAAGGCCACCUUUACGUUGUCUGCCAUGACUGCAGGGAUACGCAGGAACUGGAUCCAGGCCCUGAUGAAAAAUGUGCAUCCAGCCAAUGCCCCAGAUGUAGCAAGUUUACCUGGCCACCAUGUUCCCUGCAGCACACCUGAAGCCCUCCCCAAACCAGAUGUGACUCAGGACUCCCCCUCUACCGAUGUCCCCACGGAGAGAGAUUCUCUCCUGAAACCCAAGAACGUGACGGACAGACGCCGCGGAGGUCGCUACAAAACCUUCGACUGGACUGGACUGGAUUUUAGUCCUCAGAACAAACCGACACCGGAGACAGAUCCUAGGAGAACCGAACCUCCGUGCUCGUUGGAAAUGGUUGACCUGGAGAGAAGGAAGAGGCGAGAGGAGAGGAGGAGAAGGUAUGAGCACAUGCUGGGCUUCUCUCUGAGCUGGGAAAAGAAGACAGUGGCUGCGAGUGUCAGAGCACUGAGUCCAACAUCACAACACAAAAUAGAGGAAGACAUAGAGGAGCGCUGGAAGCAGGUGGAAAACACUGUGUUUAGACUGGAAAGGGCUGUUCCACUUUACACCAAAGAUAAAGCAGAUGUGGAGAAGCUGCUGGACAGCUACAGGACGUGGGCUGAGGAGCUAAAGGCCAAGCUGGUAGAAUCUGAGCAUCGCGUACUGGAGCUCGAAGCUCAGCUGAGUUCAGGGCCAUAUCAGCAGCAGCAGCUGGACCCUUUGCUAAUUGAAGCAGAAGCAGAUGUUUGCCCAUGGGAGGCAAAUGAAACAUCACUGAACAGCCAAACACUAAGCUUGAACACAUAUGAAGAAACAAAUGAGCUCCUACAGCAGCAGAACCUCAUUGAACAGGAGACAAACUUUUCCCCUCAGACACCCAGCAUUUGGCUGCAUGACACAGAGGGCAAUCUCCAAGAUCUAGGACAUUUGCUUCCUAACAACAUUCCCACAUUGUUACUUUCACCUUCAUCAGACAACCAAGACCUGCUUUCUCCAGCCGAUGGACAAGCUGUGGAGCUAAACUUGAAUGCUGCAGAAAGCGCCCAUAAGGAUAUGACAAACUCAGAAGACAGUGAGUUGAUUCUCACUUCGGAAGCACAGAUAAAUAACAAUGGGUAUAGUUCAAGGUCUUUAAGUCUAUCUCCAGACCAGGCAGCUGUGAGGAGACUUUCACAAGAGGUGGAGCUUCUCACUGGCCAGAACCAGGCCCUCAACCAGCGCAACCAGGAGAUGCUAAACCAGCUGACUGAAGCAGACCGCGAGAUAGAACGCCUGAAAGCCGAGCUCAACAGCAGGUAUGCUGACUGUACUCAUCAUCUUCCAGAAGUGGAACAACAAGGAAACCUCAGGGUGGAAGAUUUGGAGAGGGAGCUGAGCUUGAGGAACCAGGAGCUCCUAGAGGCCCAAACGCUGAUCAUCUCCCUGGAGGAAAGCCUGAGGGAGACUGAGGCCUUGCUUCAUAUGAACAUCCCCGCAGCAACAGAAGUAGAAGGGGAGGUCAAAAGCGACGGCGCUACGAAAGCGGAGGAAUACAUGCUGCGGUGUUUUGAGGCUACCGAGGCCAAGCUCACGGAGCUGGAGAGGCAGCUCAGCCAAUCAGAGAUGACCUGCAGGGAGCUCCAGGUGCAAAACUCAGAGCUGAAGGAAGCAGAGAAGUUUCACUGUCAAAAGGCUGCAGAAGUAGAAAUUAGCAGGUUGAAUCAAGGGUUAGAGGAGCAGAGGACAAAGCAUGUUUCUGCUGAAGAAAGAAUCCAGCAAGUAAUAGAUGGAAUGGUCGUCAGGUUAGAAGCUUUGAGGAGAUUAUUGGAAGUGAUUGACAGGUUGAAUUUGGAAAAGGAGCAUGAUGAGGAGCCUACAGUGGUGGGUCAGGUGAGGUGGGAGAAGGUUUUUUGGAAUAUACUGCUCAGUGAACUCCAGGCCAGCCCCUCCCAGCCGUACGAGGGGAAAUCUGUAGAGACACUGCUCAGAGAGGGGGCAGAGUAUGUGAUAUUAGAAAAGCAAGUGCUGCUUUUGGGCCAUGGUCUCAGAAAUGGUGGGCACACAAGUGAAGCAUUAAAAGAUCUGGAUAUUAUUAGGAGCAAUGCAAGUUUUACAGGAACAGACAUUCAAAGGCCAGAUGGAAGGGAUAUCACUGAAUUCAACCACCAGGUGUGGGACAUUGAACGCGUCCGUGCACUGACACAGAUGAAACUGUCUUUGCUGACUCACAUCAGAUCCUCUGUUGAGACAGCCCCUGACGAGCUGCAGCUGAUGGCAGACAGGCUGUACCACUUUUACUUUUCAGACGGCCCUUGGUCUGGUUUCAUUCACUCUGCAGCCACCGAAGCACUGUACUGCUGGCGUUUGAGCAGGCUUCACUCAAAAUACGAGCGGGAGCGCGAAGACAAUGAGCACAGACUCCUCACUUUGUCUCUCAACUGCAGCAACUGUGUCAAACUGAUGGAGAAAAACAGGGAACUGGAAGCAAGAAUACAAGCAUCUUUAUGUGACAAUAAAAGGGACAGUUGUUGUCAGACAGAGGACACAUUCCAACAGGAUAUAGAUACAGGGAUAAAGAUAACAAAGGAAGAUGCUACAGAUGAGAUUAGGGAAGUAAAUGAAAAACAAUUUGAAACAAUUGAAAACUUUAUGGAAAUCCUGCUUCCAGACGACGUUGAAGGUCACCUGGGAAUUCAGGAGAUCCCAGAUGAAAACACACAGGAAAGUAAUGACAUCCACGAGGAAACAGUUUCAAGUCAGGAGAUGGAUCAAGUGUCAGUGCUGAGAAGGAGAGUGGAGGAGCUGGAGGAGCUGCUGUCCGUCAUACCUGAGGAGAUGAAAGAGGCCUUUGAUGAGCAAAUGAGUUCUGUGCAGAUGCAACAUAAGAAGGAGGUGGAGAAGCUGAAGGCCACGUGUCAGCAUGGACUUGCCUCCGUGCAGGAGUCGCACCUGAAGGCGGUGGAGGAGCUGCACCGCCGACACCGUCAGGAAGUGGAGCGACUGCUGACGGAAAGAGACCGACUGCUGGAGGAGGAGAGUGCUGCCACUGCCACUGCAAUCGAAGCCAUCAAAAAUGCUCAUCGCCUGGAGCUGGAGAGAGAGUUGCAGAGGAGAUGUCAGUCAGAAAACAGCAGUGGAAACGCAGACCUGCAAGACGUCUACAGGCAGCACGGCGAGGAGGUGGCCUCCUACCAGAGGGAACUCGAGGUUUUGUCGCAGCAAUUCUCUCUGAAGUGUCUGGAGAAUGGACACCUCGUGCAGGCUCUGGAUGCUGAGAGGAAGGCCUUGUGUCAGUGCCAGCAGGAGAACCAGGACCUGAGCACCAGAAACCAGGAGCUGAGCGGGAACCUGGCAGCAGAGAUUACCAGACUGUGUUCUCUAUCCGUACCGCUCAGUCAGGGGACGGAUGUCUACGAGAUGGAGUUCCUCCUCCAGAUCACCCUGCGAGUGAAGGAAUCUGAGUUGCAAUGUCUGAAGCAGGUGAUCACAUCACUAAAGGAAGAACUGCAGUCAGCACAAAGGGACAAGAGGAACGCAACAAAGAAAUACAACGACACAUACACUGAGCUGAGCAUCGUCAGGGCUAAAGCUGAACGAGAGAUGAGUGAACUGAGAGAGAACCUGAGGUUGGCUCACCGGGCUCUGGGUCAAACUUCACCGUAAACACUUCAUAGAGAUCUUCUACCAUAGAGUACUUUACCCUCAAUAUUUAAAACAAUCAGUUAUUUCCUUCCAUACCGUAAAUUUACACCGACUUUAUUGAAAAGUUCAGGAACUCACCUGCUUUUAGUUUUGGAAAAGAUAUCCUCGUCAACUGUGGACAAAAAAACGUAUUACAGUAGCUCUUGUUUAAUGUCGGUGAUGGUUGUCUGGAUUGUGAAACAUUUUUGACAAUUGCUCCCCACUGAUUUGUCCUGCAGUCUUUCUGUGAAACUGUAAGUUUUAGUAUUGGUUUGUGUCUGGUACGUAUUUUAUCUGCACAGUGUUUUAUUACUGUAGUACUUUAAUGUGACUUGCACUAUUCUGUGUUUUUACUGUAGAUAUUUUAGUAUUCAGGCCCCAGUUUCCUGUUGUAUGGUUUUAAUAUUAAACUGCAUUUUAAACAGUUAAAGAUAUUUUUGAAUUAAAUUAACUUUUAAAAAUUGUGUUGGGUGAUGUUCCAAACAGACGUAUCAGCCACAAAUACAGUAACUGUAAUUUAUAUUUGUACUUUGCAGUGUUAUUAAUAUAAAUUCAUACCUUUUUUUAUUUAAAUGUUAUUUUGAUUAAAUUGGCAAAAUAAACCUGAAUAUUGUCUCUGA